GACACGCAAUUCAUGCGUGGCCCCACUGGGCUAGCGUGAAUCGUCAUCAUCGGGGAUAACAGGCAGAUUGGUUGCUGGUUGGAAAUUGGAAGCCUGAAUCUUGAUGAGUAGAGAGUGCCAGAGCUCUGUACAGAUUUUUGACGAUUUUUGCGGGUUGGGGACUUCGGUGGCCUGGAAGAACAGCUGAGAGAGAUAGAGAGAGAGAGCGGACAUGGCAGCGUCGGCAGCUUCAGAAUCCUAUCCAAGCGUUUCUCGACUCUCCGAUUCCAUGUGCUACACCCAAUAUUCUGCCUCUCUAAAAUGCCUGGAAGAAUUUAGAGAAGACAAGAACAAAUGUCAAGAACAUUUUGAUGUUUACAAAGAAUGCAAGAAGAAAGAGAGGGAAGCACGCCUGGAGCGAAACAAGAAAAGAUCUUUCUUCUCAUGAAACUCCAUGGGAGGAUCGGAGAAAAAGUAAUAUAAGAGAGGAUAAGGAUGUCUUCAGAUCCUCAUAUCCCCUUGAAUACAGAAAGCUAUGUUAAAGUUACACUGGGAACUAUUUUGUUUGUUGAUCAUGUAACAUGGGGGCUCAAAGAUCCUAAUCAUAGAUCAGCUUUGGGUUCAACCAAAGAGAAGCAAAUAUAUGUGGUCAUUGUAUUCAGAUGACUUUACUGUGUAGUUGUAAUACUUGAGACUUUGGUAUCAACUGAGAUGGUUUCAGGAUU
This is a messenger RNA of Macadamia integrifolia, 704 nucleotides long. RefSeq names its product cytochrome c oxidase-assembly factor COX23, mitochondrial. The record is from RefSeq and is a predicted model, not a curated record. The coding region runs from base 212 to 427 and encodes 71 amino acids. The transcript has 3 exons. NCBI's taxonomy places the organism in Eukaryota, Viridiplantae, Streptophyta, Magnoliopsida, Proteales, Proteaceae.